Molecule: messenger RNA, 1858 nt
Organism: Durusdinium trenchii
Lineage: Eukaryota; Dinophyceae; Suessiales; Symbiodiniaceae
Source: the annotation of a GenBank genome assembly
CCAAUCCCUUCCUUUGUCUCGCGUUUGGCAUGGCCCUUGAUAUUGGCACUACGCUUUGCGUAUGUCGAUGGUGCUAUGGGAGGCAUGCUGGCCUGCUGCAAGGAGGAGAAGAUGGAGAUUCGCAAGCGUGACCACUCCCAGGUCUCCAAAGCGCCCAUUGUGGAGGCUGAGCAUGGGAAGGCGCGUGCCAACCUGUCAGUCAAGGCAGGUGCUUUCUCCAUUGGGGCCUUUGCGGCAUCUAACCGUGGGAAGUUGGAGGACUUUUACGAGGUCGAGCACAAGGUCAUCGGGGAAGGGUCCUAUGGAUCAGUGCAGAAGUGCAUGUACAAGGAUACGGGGCAGUGGAGGGCGGUCAAGACCAUCAACAAGAAGUUUGUCAAAGAUCCAAAACAGUUUCAGGAGGAGAUGGCAAUCAUGAAACUCUUGGACCAUCCGAACAUCGUGCGCCUGUAUGAGACCUUCGAUGAUGAGCGGAACGUGUACCUGGUGUUGGAGCUUUGCUCUGGAGGAGAGCUCUUCGAUCGCAUCGUGGCCGAUGGGAAGUUCACCGAGCAGGUGGCAGCUUUCUGUGUGCAGCAGAUGCUGCGGGCUGUGAACUACAUGCACAUCAAUGGCAUCAUGCACCGCGACUUGAAGCCUGAGAACUGGCUCUUGGCAGAGACAGAGGCUAUCGAGAAGACCUACUUGAAGUUGAUUGACUUUGGCCUCUCCAAGCGCUUCAGUCCGGGAGACUUCGCCAAGACCAAGGCAGGAACUCCCUACUACGUGGCCCCUGAGGUGCUUUCAGGGCGUUACAACGAGCUCAGCGACGUUUGGAGCAUCGGUGUGAUCAUGUACAUUUUGCUGAGUGGCUCGCCUCCCUUCUCGGGUGCGGACACCAUGGCGGUCCUAGACUCGGUGAGACAGGCGGACCUCUCCUUCGAUCAGAAGGAGUGGUCUGCCAUUUCAAAGGAAGCGAUGGAUAUGCUGAAGGUGCUCCUAAUGAAGGACCCAAGUCAACGGGUCACUGCAGAUUCAGCUUUGAAAGAAGCUUGGCUUACAAAGCAGCAUGCGUCGCACGACUUGACGCAAGCCUCGCAGGUAGUUGUGCAGAACCUGAAAAGCUUCGCGGUGAUGAACAAACUGAAGAAGGCGGCUCUGAACGUCAUUGCCACGCAGCUGACGGACGACGCUAUCAAGGACCUCAAGGAGCUGUUUAUGGCCAUGGACGACAACAAUGAUGGCACUUUGAGUGUGGCUGAGCUCAAGGAGGGCCUCACCAAGGCUGGGGUGGCAGUGCCAGCAGAUUUGGCGGCAAUGAUGGAGAGGAUCGACACCGAUGGCAGCGGGGUCAUUGACUACUCGGAGUUCAUGGCAGCCACCUUGGACAAGCGUCAGUGGGUGGCCGAGGAUGCCUGCUGGCGCGCCUUCAAGACGUUUGACCAAGAUGGCAGUGGCCACAUCGACAAGGAGGAGCUGAUGAAACUGCUGGGUGGAAACACCUUGGUGAGUGACGUAAUGCAGAUCAAGUACACGGCCAAAGAGGUGGAUGACAUCAUGAAGGAGGUGGACCUCAACGGUGACGGUCGAAUCGACUUCGAGGAGUUCAUGACCAUGAUGCGGAAGAUGCCCAAGGAUCGGAAAGCCAUCAUAGGGAUCGGCCUGCAACCGUCCAAGGCGGCGAAACAGGUGUAACCAAGGCGGAGGGUCCUUUUUUGCUUUUCGUUCGUUUUUGGCCAACAGGUUUGGCUAGACAGGUGGCCGAAGCGAUGCCAACAGGCGGAAGAGCCGUUUCAAGGUGUUUCACCGUGCGCCAAUGUGCGCAGACCGUUAGUGCACCCUGCCCACAUGGUGGGCUGCGAAAGAAGCCAGAGAGAAA